UUUACCUCAGUCCAUCUGUGAAAAAAUCAUCGAUUUCUCAUAAAAAUCUUUAGAUGUUUUUGAAGGUUAUAAAAGUUAUACGAGGGAUAGCUGAUGACAAAUCCUUGAAAAUAAUGUAACUUUCAAGAUGAUAACAUCCUCAAAAUUUUAGUGACUCUAGUUCUAAAUUUUAAAACCCCAGUAAAAUGGGACAAAGCUAUAGCACAUAUAACACAAAACGUCCCAACGAUAGCACAAAAGAUCCCAACUGCAAUAUUACUGACAACAGAAUAAAAAACUCUGAAUCUAGCAAGCAAACAUCAAGCAAAAAGCAACAUCAAAUAUCAAAUGCUGCUGAUGCCUGCCGUCCAAGGAACUGUCCCAGAACAAAUGAACCACUGAUACGUUGUACUCCUAAGGAACCACCUUGUCCAGAAACUCCUACUCAAGUUGCCCAACAAGCUCCACAAGAUUGUUCCCAAGCCGAAAAAGAGGUCCCAACAAAACCAACAAGAGUAGAAUGCCCACUUAGGGAGUGUCCACCGAAAAGUUCAGCUAGCUUACAACCAGCUAAAGCAGAACAAUACUGUCCUGGUAGCCCUAAACCUGCACCAAUUCGACCACAAGGAGGUCCAUGUGGAGUACCUAAAGCUGCUCGUAGGGGUUUAUCCACUUGGGCGAAACUUGGAUUGGCUGCUAUAGCUCUCUUUAGCGGUUUUGCCAUGUAUAACAUCUAUUUUAGAGAUGACUGUGAAGAUACGUGCACUUGUGGAUGCAAACCUAAGGACGAUGAAUGUUAAUGUCACACGUAACAAUUGACUAAUAUACCACUUUUCAAAAUAAGUAAUAUAUGCAUGGUUCACUGUAUA
This is a messenger RNA of Diabrotica virgifera virgifera (western corn rootworm), 848 nucleotides long. RefSeq lists its product as uncharacterized. Bases 186 to 779 code for a protein of 197 amino acids. NCBI's taxonomy places the organism in Eukaryota, Metazoa, Arthropoda, Insecta, Coleoptera, Chrysomelidae. The record is from RefSeq and is a predicted model, not a curated record. The transcript has 4 exons.